Molecule: messenger RNA, 1938 nt
Organism: Papaver somniferum (opium poppy)
Lineage: Eukaryota; Viridiplantae; Streptophyta; Magnoliopsida; Ranunculales; Papaveraceae
Exons: 6
Coding region: 1-1938 (645 amino acids)
Source: RefSeq, a predicted model, not a curated record
AUGCGGGUAUCAAACAGGUCUGAGAAGUUUAUUAAUGUUGUUUUGAAACAUGGUGAGCAUUCUGCUGUUUUUCGUGUUAAUACUAAAACAACCGUAGAAGAAUUGAAGCAUUUUGCAUGCAAGCACUGGAGGUCUUUGUCUUCUGGGGGUAUAUGUUUCAGCUAUAUGGAUAAUGCUCAAGUAGUUUUUAUGCAAGGUGAUAUACAACUGCAAAGCUUAAUUGGUUUCAUGAUUCUUAUUGAUAAUGAAGAUGUCUAUUUGAAUGUGGAUAUGAUUCGGAAUCAUACUUCUCGUUCUAAGUAUGGUUGUAGCAGUAGUUCUGGUUAUAAGUCUGGUUGUAGCAGUAGUUCUGGUUCUUGUUCUAAGUCUGCUUGUGUAACUGAAAGUCCUAAGAUGGUAAGGGUGAUAGAUCAUGAUGCACACAAGGGGAAGCUUCUUAUUAUUGAUGAAUGGGUUUAUGUAUUUGACAAGAUUGGUAGAGAAUUUAUGGGUGGUGUUAAAGCUGUUAGGAUUGCUCUCGAUAAGUACAAGAUGGCUAUUGGUCACAAGAUUGUUAUUCUUAAAAAUGACACGACUCGUUUUACUGCAAAAUGCGAAGAAGACGGUUGUGGUUGGAGGAUUCACUUUGGGUAUGUGAAUGGUGAUACUUUUCGGUUCGUGCUGAAAGAUUGUAAUGCUCACAGAUUAAAACCCAGGCAGAUCAUGUCACUUUUUAAGAAAACUUAUGGGUCCAAUAUUAAGUAUCACCAUGCCCGUAGAGGGAAAGAAGUUGUAUUUGAAGAACAAUAUGGCGAUGACGAGAAGUCUUAUAGCGAUUUAACUUGGUAUGUCAAAGAAAUUGAAGAAACUAAUCCCGAUAGCUAUGUGAAGUUUGAAGUUGAGGAUGGAACCAAUAGAUUUCAGAGGAUAUUCAUUUGUUUCGGUGCUUGCAAGCAUAGUUAUAGGUAUCUCUGGCCCAUGAUUUACUUGGACGCUACUUUCCUUACUGGUAGAUACAGGGGUACUUUGAUGGUUGCGACAUGUAUCAAUGGAAACAAUGUUUUUUACCCAUUUGUUUUUGCUAUUGUUUCUACUGAAAACAAAGAUAAUUGGUUUUGGUUUCUGGAGAAUCUUCAACAAGUUGUCGAUGGUCGUCAGAUUGUUUUCCUUAGUGAUCGUGGAGAAGGACUUUUGCAGGGUGAUGCGAAUUUGAAGCCCGUUAUUGAUUUGUUUUACAAAGCUGCCUACUCUUACACACCAGCGAACUUUGAAGAAGCUUUGUGGGGCAUGCAUGCAAUUGGAUGUGGACAUGUUGCUAACUAUAUCAGGACUAUUCCAAAGGAGAAAUGGGAAAAUGCAUUUUUCCCUGUAUGCAGAUAUGGUGCUCACUCUUCAACUCUUGACGCGUCCUUCAACAACUGGGUUCUUCCUUUCAAAAAAUUUCCUGCUUUUGCUCUUCUCGAUGCGAUACGUUUGAAGGUUAUGGAGAAGAUGUCUGAGAGAAGGAUAAAAGGUCUAGAAAAUUUCAACACUAGGCUCACUCCUGAAUAUGAGGCUUUACUAAAAGAAAACAUCGACAUUGGUCGUACUUGGACUGUUGUUCAGUCCAUGGAAAGAUUGUAUGAAGUCAGGUGGCGAGUUAAUGGUUUUCAUUGUGCACAUGCUUGUGCUGCCAUUCAAGCUACGAGAGAAGACAUCUAUUCAUUUGUUGAGCCAUACUUCACCACCGAAUGGUACAACAGGACAUACCAGGAGAUCAUCUUGCCAAUCCGCAAUUAUGACAAGCUGCAGGCUUAUGAUCCUAGAGAUAGGGUUAUUGUUCCUAUUCCUGUUCCUCCACCCGGUAGACGAAGAACACAACGUAUCAAGAAUGCUUAUGAGAAGCAAAAGAGGCCUAUGAUGUACAAAAAGUGCUUCACCCUUGGUCACCAUAACAGAGCUACCUGCCCCAUGAUUUGA